Messenger RNA from Symbiodinium natans, 2034 nucleotides. The record is from the annotation of a GenBank genome assembly. Lineage: Eukaryota; Dinophyceae; Suessiales; Symbiodiniaceae.
AUGUCCUGCCCCGAUGGCUUCCAGCUGGAAACCCACUCGGAAGAGGGGAAGGGAGUGGGCACGAUGCGGGAUGGUCCUGCCCUCGUGGGUGUGUGCAAGCAGGAACUGGACGUGAGCCGUUUGGAUCGGUACACAGAGUAUCAUCCCCUCGACUUGCCGGGACAAGGGCGAACGCAGGAAGCCACUCCGGGCGCCUGUCAGCAGCGCUGCGCCAGCGUGGCCGGCUGCGCACACUUCUCCUUCUAUCGAGAUGCACUGGCGGAGAUUCGCGCGGAGGAGGAUGCUUUCUCCGGACCCCCUGCUUGUGCUUCCAGCACUUCAACGGCCGCGCCAGAGCCAACUUGGCUGAUUGACAGGAGCUCCCUGCCCCUCAGGGUUCAGGGAUCCCAUGUCCUGUCCGCGGAUGGGCGGCGUCAGGUCCUCGCCUGCGUAAAUUGGUAUGGGGCCCACAUGGAGAUGCUCGUGAUGAAUGGGCUCAAUGUGAGACCACUCGCUGAGAUCGCUGCGGAGAUCGUGAACUUGCAGUUCAACUGCGUGCGCUUGCCUUACAGCCUGGAUUCCCUGAAUCUCAGCGCUGCCUCAGUACCGGAUCCUGCAGGUCAACUUUGCCACAAUCCCGAGCUCCGGGCGUCCAGCCCACUGCAGAUCUUUGACUCAACUGUGGAAGCGCUGACCGAGGCCGGCUUGCUCGUGGUGCUCAACAACCACGUGUCAAAGCGCGGCUGGUGCUGCUCGGGGAGUGAUGGCGAGGGCCUGUGGUACACAGAGGACUUUCCGGAGCCGGCCUGGCUCCAGCAUCUGGGGUUCCUAGCAGCUCGCUACAGGGACAAUCCCCGAGUCGUUGGCUUCGACAUCCGGAAUGAAGUCCGAUCCACCGAGUCAGCCACCGUCACUUGGGGUUCGGGCAGCACAGAUUGGGCCUUGGCGGCCUCCAAAGGGAGCAGGCAGGUCCUGGAUUCGAACCCAGACAUGCUUCUGUUCAUCUCCGGCUUGGAGUACAGCAUGUUCCUUUGUGACGUCCCGCAGCGCCCUCUGCACAUGGAGCCAGGAUUGGAGGGUCACAUCGUCUACACCACCCAUGAGUAUGACUGGUACAAGAAUUCUGUUCAGAGCAUGUACGAAUUUGGCCAAGCUCUGUGCGGCCUGUCUGUCAUUUACGUUGGUUUGCUGCUGAUCCUCUCACUGGCCUUACUGGCCAUUUCGCACGCGUGUCCGGUGAUGACUCUGCCGCGAAGACGCCUACGUUGUUGGCCCAGACUGCGUGGGCUCUAUGUCGAGGUGGCUUUGGCUGUGCUCUCGAUGGCUGCAUUCCUCCUCAGCCUGCUGGUGAUUGGACGUGCUGUCAUCGAUCCCUGUCAGCCUGGUGAAAUUCAUGUGGUCUCCUUCCCGCUGUUGGUCAUCAGCCCGCUUUGGCUGCUGGGGCUCGUGUUCUCUGCACGCCUGUCAUGCGUGCUCCUGCGGACAUACAGGCCAGUCGUAACACCUGACAACGAUGAAGAGAAGCCGAUUCCGGUCGCUCCGGAGCGGGUUGGAGAGGAUGGCAUUGAGAUGCCCGAGCUGAAUUAUGUGGAAGGUGAUGCGCCCCAAAACCUGAACAUCAUCGCAGCACAAGGCAAGGAGCCUCCCCGAGCUGUGCUGGAACGCAAGGGAGCAGCUGUGGCCGUUCUGGCCAUGCUUCUUCUGAUCUCUGCCAAUGCGGCUGCGCGGCUCUACCUGGAUUCCUAUGAGGCAUGGCGGCAGUCCAUUGACGAUCGCUGGGGUUUCCUCCUGCGAGAGCGGGAAGAAGGUGCAGGAGUGGCCGCCAUAUGGCUUGGAGAGUUUGGUACCGCUCACGACACCGAGUGGUGGAACCACAUGCUGCGCUACCUCGACUCACGUCCCGUGGCUGGCUGGGCCUACUGGCCCCUGAAUGGUGAAAAGCGUCCUGGCGAGCUCGAAACCUAUGCCAUACUGCAGGACGACAUGCGCACAGUCAGGCACCCUUGGAAACUUGCAGACCUGCAGAACCUACUGGCACUAAGAACUAGCAGCUAA